AUGAAUAAUUUAUUUAGAAGUAUUAUUAGUAAUAAAGAACUUAAGGACGAAUCAAAUAAAGGAUCUAUUAUACUGCAUUUUGAAGAAAGACUCAAAGAAUUUCAUUCAGAAUUUAUAGACAAAGAUGAAAAAGUUAUCAGUUCUAACUAUGUAGCUGACAGAUUAUUAUCUAGUAUGGAAAGCCUUUUUUUACAUGGUCUCAAAGAGUCCUUCAUUAGUAAACUGUCUACUGUAAUAGGUGAUGAUGUUGAUAGAAAUACAGAUAUUAAUUUUUGGCACUGUUUAUUAGUUAUUUCUCCAAAUGGUAUUGUUGAUCAGAUAAAUUCAUUGAAGCAUGUAACAACAGAUGUUGGUAAGUGUCGAGCUUGGAUACGGACUACAUUGAAUGAUGGAGUAUUCCGAAGUUAUCUGAUGUCAGUUGCAAAAUAUCGAAGAUAUAUCAUAAAAUUUUACAAUAAAAAAGCAAUAAUACGAGAUCAUGCAUCUUUUGAAAAAAUUAUUGGCCUCAUGGAAGGAAUUGAUGCAUACAAUUUUGAUCUUACUUUGAACUCUAGUCUUUUAAAUACUUGGCCUAAUGGUACAUUGUUACUUGCUGGUUAUUGGACCCCAGCCCUUAAAAAUAAUCCUUUAUACAAUAAUAAUCCUCAGCUAGCAGAAGUUGCAGAUGUAAAUGAUACAGAAGAGGCAAUUUUAAUUAAUGAUAAUAAUAGAUCAGAAGAAAGUUACGCAUCAUCAUUGUCAUCGUCAUAUGUUGAUUCUGAAUUCAUACGUAAACCAUUAGUACUAAUUGAUGAAGAUUUAGGUUGGAAUUUAAUUAUGAAACAGCAUGCUUCAUCUUUUAUAAAAUCAAACUCUUCUAAUGAUUUUAACAGCUCCAAUGAAACUUCAAAAACACAGACUUCUUUUGUUAAAAUACUUGUUACAGAUAGUAAUGAAACUGAGAAACCUUCUGAAGAUGAAAGCCUAAUGAAUCCUUCUGAUCGCGUUGAAAAACCUGAAAAUUCUUUAAAUACAGAAGUAGCUUCUGAGAUUGAAACUACUCAAAGCUUUAAUGACUUAUUAGAAUCUUAUAACUUGAGAAUAAAAAAUUCUUCCGAGAGCCCUAAAGUUGACGAGUUAUAUAAACAACUAACCUUUAAAAAAAUUAUUGAAGAACAACAAUAUAAUAGUCCUGAUACCCUAGGUGAAGAUGAUGAUUCAUUUAUUCAAGUUUCCAUGCAUCCUGAAAAACUAAGUUUAGAGAUGUUAAAGUUAUACUUAGAAUAUUUGUUUACUCCAGCUCAAGAAAGUGGCCUUAAUUCUCAAGAUUUUACAUGUAAAAAUUGCAAUGAAACAAUUGGUAUUGAUUUUGGCAACUAUUUUAAGUGCAACUUCACAGCAUGCUAUUAUUGUGUACAUUGUUUUGGGUCAGAAAUGUGGCCUAUUCCAUCUAAAAUAUUACUUGAUUGGGAUUUCAACAAUUAUCAAGUAUGCAACAGUACAGCAAAGUUUCUUAGUGAAAUACAAUAUCAUCCACUUUUCAACAUUCGCAGUAUUGAUAAAAAACUAUAUAAAAUCAAUAAAGAAAUGACAAAAAUUAAGGAAUUGCGUUGGCAAAUUUAUUAUUUGUAUCGAUACUUAACCACAUGCAAACUUUGCAACAUUGAAAAUUUAUCCAAAGAUAUUUGGCCUCGUAUUUAUUUUUACAAUAAUAUACAUUUAUAUUCAUUCGCAGACCUUCAAGAAAUAUACACCGGUACAUUGUUUGAAUUUCUUGAACAAAAAAUUGCAUCUAACAGGGAACAUAUUUACAAUUGUCAAAUAUGCAGUCAAAGAGGAUUCAUUUGUGAAUUAUGUCAAGAUCCAAAAAUAAUAUAUCCAUUUGAUAUUGCUGAUAACUAUAGAUGUCGCCAAUGCAAAGCUGUAUUUCAUCGAAAAUGUUAUAAGGAAGCUAAAUUAUGUCCAAAAUGCGCUAGAGAUAAAACUCGCUCAGAAAAAAAGGCAUUUGAUAAUGACAAUAAAGAACCAAGCUUGUAAUUUACUCAUUUUUAUAAAUGUCAAUGCUGUAUAGCAUUAUCAUUAAAAUAUUUCAUUAUUUUAUUGUGAUAAUUAUACCAUUCUUGUUAUAUUCUUUUGGUGCACAAUGUUGUUAAUUUUUUAAAUGGUAAUAUUAUUUAUAAAUGGUAG
This is a messenger RNA of Daktulosphaira vitifoliae (grape phylloxera), 2166 nucleotides long. RefSeq names its product pleckstrin homology domain-containing family M member 1 (gene Plekhm1). The transcript has 8 exons. Lineage: Eukaryota; Metazoa; Arthropoda; Insecta; Hemiptera; Phylloxeridae. The record is from RefSeq and is a predicted model, not a curated record. Bases 1 to 2016 code for a protein of 671 amino acids.